AACAGGAGACACUUGGAAAUUUGCGCCCUGGAGGACAGUCCGCCGCUCCGCGCUGAGAUGAGAGGGUUUACGCUGAAUAACGUUUGCCAGUGUGGCUUAUUUGCUUAUCUCGUCUUCUUUUCUUUCAUGUCUUUUACCGCCGCAGUCAGUUUUGACCUGACUGAGCUUAGGAAUAAAGUUGCAAAAAUUAAAGUGAAUCCAAGAGGCAAUCUUUGGGCUACAGGACACUUCAUGGGCAAGAAGAGCGUGAUGGACACCCCCCUGCUGCCCUCAGCUGAGGGACAGGGCGUCGAUGCGCUGGAAGUCAACCUGCCCGCGGAGCAGAGCGCCCUGGUGGAGCUUUUUCAAGAGUUCCUGCGGGUGGCGUUACAAGCGCAGGUGGACACACAAGAGAGCCGCACGAAAAAUCAGGAGGCGGACAUGUUGAUGAAGAUUUUAGAAAACUACAUCCAAAGCAGAAAGUGAUGAAGAGGGUGUGUGGCACGCAUGAACACGGAUCCGAGGUCACCUGGCCUCAUGGGUUGAAAUAAAUACAUUUAGACACAGUCUGCAGUCUCCUGCUCAUCAUGAUUGUAAUUUACUGUAACUGUACUGCAAUACACGUGAAGGUUUUAUCAAUUUAUUUUGAUGAUAUUUCACAUUGUCUUGUCGUUUAAAGUUAUUUUUAUUAAAUAAAAUGAUUAUUUGCACCGCUGUGACUUU
Epinephelus moara (kelp grouper) is the source of this 702-nucleotide messenger RNA. RefSeq names its product neuromedin Bb (gene nmbb). Gene Ontology annotation, molecular function: neuromedin B receptor binding; neuropeptide hormone activity. Gene Ontology annotation, biological process: neuropeptide signaling pathway; positive regulation of hormone secretion. NCBI's taxonomy places the organism in Eukaryota, Metazoa, Chordata, Actinopteri, Perciformes, Serranidae. The record is from RefSeq and is a predicted model, not a curated record. The coding region runs from base 58 to 465 and encodes 135 amino acids. The transcript is spliced from 3 exons. Gene Ontology annotation, cellular component: neuron projection.